This is a messenger RNA of Lolium perenne, 1874 nucleotides long. RefSeq lists its product as uncharacterized. The record is from RefSeq and is a predicted model, not a curated record. Lineage: Eukaryota; Viridiplantae; Streptophyta; Magnoliopsida; Poales; Poaceae.
CUCCGGCUCGCUUUUGUUCCCCUAAUUUUGCAACGCCGCGCGCAUGCAGGAUAUAUAUAACACCCUAAAUCCGCCAUGGACCUCUCACCGCCUCAAAUCGAUCCCCGGCAUUCCCUCCUUCGCGUCGCGCCAUGGGUUGCGGCACCUCCAAGGAAGCCGUGAUCAGCAGCGACGGCAGCGGCAGGUGCAGCCGCAAGCUCUUCCGGCGGAAGUCCAGCGUCGUCGCCACCGGCGCACAUCAGCCGCUCGCCGCGAAGGACAAUGGAGACGUUGCGAAGCAUCACAAGGCGGCUUCGGCGCCGGAGAAGGCCGUCGUGAAGGGGAGCGGCAAGGCCGGUGUGACCGCCCCCGUUGUUAAGGGCAGCGACGUGGUGCCGUCGACCGUGAUCGGCGCGAAGGUAAUCGGGGAGAAGAAAGAGGGGGAGGAGAUCAAGAAGGACGGUAAGGAAGUAGCAAUCACCGCCACCGACGCGACGGGAGAGAAGGAGACGGCGACCGAGAAGUUCACCGGGGGGAAGAAAGACGAGGGCGUCAGCGACAAGGAAGUCGUCGCCGAUCUGAUCAAGGACGACGUGGCAUCGGCAACCGGGAGCGUCGUCAUCGUGCAGGAGGAAGAAGAGGGGACCGAGAAUGGCGAGCCUGUCGAGGUGUCGAUCGUGGCAGACGAGCGAGAAGACGAAGAUCAGGGAGUGUCGUCGGCCGGCGCAAACGACGAGGAGGGGUGGUCGACUGAGAAAGACAUCGAGGAGAUCGCUGUGGACGAGGAUGACAGCACUGUCACCUUCGCCGAUGGCCCGGUGGGCGUUGCCGCCGUGGCGGAUGACGGUGCUCUCAUCUCGGCUGAUGCGCCAGAUACCGAGGAGGAUGAGAUUACCGACUUCCCGUCUGCCACGGUGGCCGGGGACGACGGCGUGGCCGCGCCGGUCGCCAAGGAGGACGAACUCGUCUCAUUCGCGUCCGCUCCGUUGGCCGAGGAGGUCGACGGUGUCAUCCUGCCGGCUGCUCCGGUCGGCGAGGCAGUUGACGUUGCUGCCUUAACGGUGACUCCUGUGGCCAAGCCGAAUGGAAGUGCCGUCUCCAUAGAUGCUCCGGUGGCGAAAAAUGAUGAGAGCGUCACCAUUGCGGCUACUCCGGAGGUCCCGGAGGACGACGUUGCAGCCACCGUCGAUGCGGCGGCCUCGACGACGGCCAACGAGGACGAAGGUGUCAUGUCCACGGCUGCUCCGGCUUCCACGGAGGCCGAAGGUGCACCCACUGUCGACGUGGCUGCACCGGCGACAACCAAUUACGACGAAACUGUCGCCUCCGCCGCUGCACCGGUGGCCAACGAAGACGAAAGCCUCACAUCACCGGCCGCGUCCGAGGUGGAGGUGGCAGAGCAACCUACGCCGUCCGGCAAUGAUGAUGAAUUGAGAAACGAGCAAGAGCUGCCGGAACCUACCGCCGUCGAGGAGCCGGCCAGCGAGGCCGACGACGAGACAGAGCAAGCCAAGGAGCCAGAAGAGUUGGUCAACGUCGAGCAGGAAGAGGACGAGAGCGUUGUACCUCAGGAGCCAGAGGAGGAGGCGACAUCAGCGGCCGCGUCGAGAAACGGUGACGGGGAAUCUGACGGAAAACAAGCCGUUGCUUUGAAUGAUGCCGCAAACACAGAUCAGCUACCAGAAGGGGAGGAGCCGUCCGUCGAAGAGAAAAGGGACGACGAAGAACCAGCCGCCGCUCCAAUCGAGUCGUCAUUGAGUUGAAAUUGAGAGGUGUGAUCAUCGCAACAGCCAACUCAGAUGUAUUUCUGCGUUUAUGAUUUAUGAAUGUCCAGUUUGCUACUCCGCUCUGUUCCUUCCAUCGGCAUGAAACGUGCAUGCAAACAUUCAACUUUA